Molecule: messenger RNA, 1008 nt
Organism: Pyrus x bretschneideri (Chinese white pear)
Lineage: Eukaryota; Viridiplantae; Streptophyta; Magnoliopsida; Rosales; Rosaceae
Product: pathogen-associated molecular patterns-induced protein A70
Source: RefSeq, a predicted model, not a curated record
CACAGGAGUGAGAAGCAGCUGAGAAACUGCAACAUGGCGGACCCAUCGUCGUCUUUGGCCAUGUGGGCAUGGAUGCUCAGCUGGUUCACGCCCUCCUCGCUCUUCCUUCUCCUCAACCUCAUGAUCGGCAUCAUAGUCCUCAGCUCCCACUACGGGACCCACAAAAAACCUGAGCACCAACAACUGCAGCAGCAAGAAGAGCAACCCGGCCUGUUCAGCUCGCCUCGACUCGAACGAACCCCCUCACUCUUGGACCGGGUCCGUUCGAUAAACUUAUCCCACUACAAAUUCGAGCAACCGAAUCCGGAAACCCAUUACGCGCCACAGCAUGCAGAUUUAGAUAAUUCGACCGGAUCAAACCGGACUCCCUCACCCCAACUCGAACGAACUCCCUCGCUAUUGGACCGGUUUCGAUCCAUCAACUUUUCCCACUACAAAUUUGAACAAUCCACCAGCCCAGAAGUCCAAUCCGGCGAAUCAGCAGCACAACUUCCUGGUUCGAGUCAGACAGACAGCAAUAGUCCGGUCGGGUUAGCUAGGACACCCUCGCUCUUGGAGCGGCUCAAGUCGAUGGAUUUCCCAUUCUACCGGCCCGAACAUGCCGACCCAGAGAAUAAAAUUCAUGAACCGGAAGAGUCCGAACAUGAGGCCCGCGAUCCGAGUUUUAGUGAAGAAAACUUGGUUCAUCGGAAUAAGUCGAACUCGGGUAAUGGGGCUCGGGUAAACCAGCGUGAGAAGAUAAAAAAGUCGACCAGCGAUAACUCGCUGCUUCGAGGAGGGGUUGAAGGAAACAACAAAGAAACGGACAUUAGGCCGGCGAUGCCGAGGGUGAAGAAAACGAAAUCGUUUGGAGGACACGAAGCGGUUGAUGCGAAAGCUAACGAUUUCAUAAACAAGUUUAAGCAGCAGCUGAGACUGCAGAGGCUCGAAUCAAUUAAAAAAAGUAGCCAAUAAUAAGGUUAUUGUGUUUUUCCUUUUUAAAAAUAAUAAUAAUAAUUUAUUGGUUUA